AUGGUCUCCAUGAAAAAUCCUUGUGUUCUUGUUUUUCUAUGUCAUUUAGCUUUCAUUUCUUCGGUUACUUCAACAGGGAAUUGUUCGUCAGGAACCAUUGAUGGUUCCGAAACAUGGGGAUACGUUGAAGUUCGCCCAGGUGCGCAUAUGUUUUGGUGGCUGUAUAAAAGUCCUAAUAAACCCAAACAACCAACCAAACCAUGGCCAACCAUUCUCUGGCUCCAUGGAAUCCCGGAUGAGUCCGCAGCUGGCAACGGAAAUUUUGGAGCAAUCGGGCCCUUGGAUGUUGACUUGAAGUCAAGAAACUCGACAUGGCUUCAGAAGGCUGAUCUCUUAUUUGUGGAUAGCCCGGUUGGGACCGGGUAUAGUUAUGUGGAAGAUGGGAGCUUGUUUGUUAAUACCGACUUAGAAGCAGCAACAGAUGUAAUCACAUUGUUGAAGGAGAUCUACAACGGAAAUAAGACCAUUGAAUCGCGUUCACUAUACAUUUUUGCAGAAUCCUAUGGAGGUAAAUCUGCUGUCCCCACUGCACUUGCCAUUCUACAAGCCAUCAAAAAUGGAGAACUCAAUCUUCAACUUGAAGGUGUUGCACUGGGCGAUAGUUGGAUCUCUGCAGAAGAUUAUGUGCUUUCAUGGGGUCCAUUACUUAAAGACGUCUCGAGGAUUGACGAUGUUGCUUUGAACCGAUCUAAUAGCAUCGCCUUAAAGAUUCAGCAGCAUAUAGCAGAUGGACAGUACGAAGAAGCCGCAUAUUCAUGGUUCGAUCUCAUGAAAGACAUUUAUGAAAGUAGCAAUAAUGUGGAUUUCUUCAACUUUAUGUUGGACGAUGGAUACACUGAUCAGACCUCUUUGAAGACAAAAGCAUCGAGAAUAUUGGGAAAGAAAUCUUAUGACAUGGUCUCAGAAGCCAAUGCAACUGACCUUUAUUCCGUAAUGAAUAAUCAGAUCAGACAGAAGCUCAAGAUUAUUCCCUCUGACCUAGAAUGGGGAGAGCAAGAUGUUUAUGCGUAUUUUUCCAUGGUAUACGAGUACAUGAGACCCAGAAUCGCAGAGGUUGAUGAGCUUUUGUUGACGGGUGUAAAUGUGACUGUAUUCAAUGGUCAGCUUGAUCUAGUAUGUGCAACAAAAGGGACAGAAGCAUGGAUCAAAAAACUAAAGUGGGAUGGUUUGUCGGAAUACAUGAACCUGAAUAGGACUCCAUUGUACUGCGGUGAAGAUAAGAGCACCACCAAAGGUUUCUACAAGUCAUAUCAGAACUUUGCAUUCUAUUGGAUUCUUGGGGCUGGACAUUAUGUUCCGGUGGAUCAACCUCUAAUUUCUCUAGAAAUGGUGGAUGGUAUCGUGAAUACACCUAAGUUGUAAACGUUGAUUGUCUAUCCAUGGCGGGGAGAUCUCAUUCUUGGAUUGAACCAGAAACUGAAUAAUAAUAAUCAUGCAAUUGAAUGUAAUAAGUGAACUUAUAAAAGACAAUAUGUUUUACCAAUUAGGUUAUUAAUAAUCAAAUAAAAAAUUUAGUCGGUGCUUGGAAAUUUUUGAAUCUAUACCAAAUCAUGAAAUAAUUUAAGUAAAAUGAAGACGAAAUAUAUCAUGAAAUCAAAGUAAAA
Messenger RNA from Lactuca sativa (garden lettuce), 1604 nucleotides. The record is from RefSeq and is a predicted model, not a curated record. Lineage: Eukaryota; Viridiplantae; Streptophyta; Magnoliopsida; Asterales; Asteraceae.